Molecule: messenger RNA, 2053 nt
Organism: Medioppia subpectinata
Lineage: Eukaryota; Metazoa; Arthropoda; Arachnida; Sarcoptiformes; Oppiidae
Source: the annotation of a GenBank genome assembly
AAAGAAUUGCAUUUUUCUUUGGCGUCAAUUGAAAACUAUGUUAAAUCGUUGGCUAAUAAUCGCAAUGUUUGUCAACGCGUUUGUUUGCGACGAGAGUCACACCGAUAGCCAGUUGGCGGCCAAACACUUGGCCCGUGUCUUACAAACAGCCAAAUGUGAUCAACCGAUGCCUCGUGUCGUGUAUUUGUCAAAACAUUUAUCCAAAUAUAAUAAGAAAUACAAACCGUUUGCCACUGUAUUAUAUGUAUGCGAUUCUGGCUCCGGAUGUUGUAAUGAUGAGACCCAGAGGUGUGUCGCCAAGAAUGUUGAGACAAUUGUAUUGCAUUUUUUGGCACUUGAGGUAACCGUCGAGGGAAACAAGAAGAGUGUCGAAGCCAUCACUUUUCGCAAUCACACCAAAUGCGAGUGCAGACAUAUAAACAGUUUUCGCUUAAGUUUCACCGCCGAUGAGGAACUCAUUCCCAGCGAUCACAUCGCUUGGGCUCUCUAUUCAAACACUAUCAAUGAAACCGGAGACAGGUUUGCACAGUUAGAAGUGCACACAAAUCCCAUACAUGGGGACAGCGCUCAGGCAUAUCACGCCGGUUUCAUCGAGGGAUACCUCACCGCAGACCUGAUGGCAAUGCAUUGGAGGAAUCAAAUAGAGCUCUAUUGUGACGAUAAGCACAAGUAUUGUAGAAAAUUGUUCAAAUUCUUGGACAGAAACCUAAAGGAAACUCAAGAAAGGGUUAGAGCGGAGAGAAAUCAAAGCUCUUAUUGGCAUCAAAUUGGACUCGUUUUGGAGCAGUUGACUGGUCUUCAGGACGGAUAUAAUGUCAAACUCUGGGGUCACAGUCCGGAGGGGCCGAGAAUGCAGGUCGACUCCCGAGGACUCAUUGCUCUGACAAUAAUACCAGAAUUGAGUGAAUUUGAGUUAUUCCUCAAUAAGACGGUCAAAACUAAAGGACGCGACGGUUCCUGUUCUGCAAUUGUGAAGCCAUUGCCCGACGGAAGUGACUUAUAUGUGGCACACAAUACGUGGGUUUGGUAUAGCAUGAUGUUGAGGGUCUUCAAGAAGUAUGAGCUCAAUUAUCGCGUUACCGCAGAUUCACAAGAGAUGAUACCCGGAAGAAUAUCAGCCUUCUCUUCAUACCCCGGCGCUCUCACAUCGAUCGAUGACUUUUAUAUACUCUCGUCAGGACUUGUAGUUCAAGAAACUUCUAUAACAAACAUAAAUACAGAGCUCUGGAAAGAUAUCCGACCGGAAGAUGUAGUUUUAGAAUUCAUCCGCAAUUUAGUGGCCAAUCGUUUGGCCGAAUCGGGCAAAGAGUGGUCUCAGAUAUUCGGUGAGAACAAUAGCGGCACAUAUAAUGACCAGUUUAUGAUCGUUGACUACAAACGGUUCCGGUGGGGGACGAGAUCCGAGCUCUCGAGUCCAGACUUGCUUUGGGUUUUGGAGCAAAUGCCGACUCUUGUCGUCUCGCAAGACGUAACAGGUGUACUGAGAAGUCAAGGAUAUUGGGCCUCAUAUAACGUUCCCUUUUUUGAGCAAAUAUUUAAUAUAAGCGGAUAUAACAAACUCGUUGAGCUUUAUGGUGAUUACUAUUCAUACAACAAUACCGCCAGAGCUCUCAUCUUCAGAAGAGAUCAAUCUAAAGUGAGAGAUUUGACAACACUUUAUAGUCUUAUGAGAUAUAAUAACUUUGAAAACGAUGCGUUCAGUCGUUGCGAUUGUGUGCCUCCGUUCACCGCCGAGUACGCCAUCGCCGCCCGCAAUGAUCUCAACCAACCGGACGGCACGUAUCCGUUCGACGCCCUCGGGUUCAGGGAUUGGGGCGCUAUUGAUGUCAAGAUCACGACCAAUGAUAUGGCCAAACGGUUCGAGAUGCUGGUCGUCAGCAGCCCUUCAUAUGAAAGACAGCAACCGUUUCAGUGGUCGACCACUAAGCUAUCGAAGAGCAUCCGACACGAGGGACAUCCAGAUAAGUGGGCCUUCAGUCCAUAUUUCAUCAAAUGGUAUCCAUACGACACAGAGAUCGCAGGCGUGACCAUCGCUGAGUCGCCCGCCCUUUAG